AUGUCCUCUGAAAAAUCGCAACUGUCACCAUGGUUUGCUCCUACUGGACAUAACACGGAGUUGAAUGUUUUUAACACCAUCACCCAUUCCAAGGUCCCUUUUAAGACCAAUGGAUCUAUGGUCACUUGGUAUUGCUGUGGUCCAACCGUAUACGAUGCUAGUCAUAUGGGGCAUGCCCGUAAUUAUGUGACCACCGACAUUUUGCGAAGAAUUUUACAGUCUUAUUUUGGUUACAACGUUACUUUUGUUCAAAAUGUAACUGAUAUUGAUGACAAAAUCAUUCUUCGGGCCCGUCAUCAAUAUCUUUUUGAGCAAUACAAAAAGCAAAACGAGCACAACUAUGCUUCCUCAGAUGUUAAAGCUAAAGUUGCAGACGCAUGGCUAACUUAUGCAAAGAAGAAUCUCCCCGAGCCUCCUCUAUCCAUGGAAGAAUGGCCUAAAUGGUUGGCUGCAAACGAUGUUACCACUUUGGCACUUACAGCUCCCAAGGUUCCCCUUUAUAUUGACUCUCUCAAUCAAGGUGUAGAGGCAAUCAAACUUGCUGAGGAAGCAAAUCUCGAAAAUGGGGAAUAUUUUUGGUCUAAGGUUCAAGAGGUGCUUGUCCCUGUCCUUGACUCUGAGCUUGGAAGUACCGUUACGGAUCCUGCUAUUUUCCGUAAACUAUCCGCUUACUGGGAAAAUGAUUAUAACCAAGAUAUGCGUGCUUUGAACGUGUUACCACCUACCACAGUUACUCGCGUUUCAGAGUUUGUCCCUGAAAUUGUUGAAUAUGUUCAAAAAAUUAUCGACCGUGGUUAUGCUUAUCCUGUUACUGAUGGGAGUGUUUAUUUCGACACUGAAGCCUUCUCUAAAGCUGGUCACUUUUAUGCAAAGCUUGAGCCUUGGAACAAGGGAAACCGUGAGUUAAUUGCUGAGGGUGAAGGCUCUCUUGCUGCUUUAACCGGUAAGAAGCGUCCAGGUGAUUUUGCCCUUUGGAAGUCUAGUAAACCGGGUGAGCCUUCUUGGGAUAGUCCUUGGUCGAAAGGCCGUCCAGGCUGGCAUAUCGAGUGCUCUGUAAUGGCUAGUGCAGUGCUAGGUUCCAACGUGGAUAUCCAUUCCGGUGGUGUCGAUUUAGCUUUUCCGCACCAUGAUAAUGAAUUAGCCCAAAGUGAAGCAUACCAUGAUUGCCCUCAAUGGAUUAACUACUUUUUGCACACUGGCCAUCUUCACAUUGAAGGCCAAAAGAUGUCGAAAUCGCUUAAGAACUUUAUUACUAUCAAGGAAAUCCUCAAGAAAUUCACACCUAGACAACUUCGACUUAGCUUUUUGUUGCAACAAUGGAACUCUCAACUUGAUUUUAAGGAUGCUCUUUUGGCUCAUGUGUUGAAUGUAGAACAAACCUUUGAAAACUUCUUCCAAACCGUCAGAGCUUUGAAUAUUGAAGCUCAAGGUGUUAGCCAACAAGGAGGUCACGUUAGAGAAAAAUAUGGAGAACUCGAAAUGCAACUCUUGAACGAUUUGCAAACCGCUCAGCGCAAUGCUCAUUCUGCUUUGUGUGAUAACUUUAAUACUCCUUUGGUUAUGUUCCAUAUUGAUAGUUUAGUUGGAAAAUCUAACAUCUAUAUCCGAGAGGUUGGGCAAAAGCCCUGCACUCGCUUACUUACCGAAGUUGCCAUGUGGAUUACCAAAAUACUGCAAAUCUUCGGUUUGGAUGAUGAAGGCCAUCCCAAUGCCAUCGGAUGGUCCUCCAAAUCCUCUGCUUCUGCUUCCGGUUCCAACGAUACUAUGCCAUAUCUACGAGCAGUUUCUACUUUCCGUGAUCGAAUUCGCGAACUUUCCAUAGCCAAGGCUCCUAUUCAAGAGAUUUUACAAGCUUGCGAUGUCUUUAGAGACUAUGACAUGGCUGAGCUUGGUGUUAGCUUGAAUGAUCGCCAGCAAGGACCAGCCUUGAUUAAGCUUGGAGACCCUCAAGAAUUGAUUCAAGCACGCGACCAGAAAAUUGCUGAAGAACAAGAAAAGGAAGCAAAGAAAUUGAAGGCGAAAGCCGACCAAGAUAAGAAAUAUGUUGAGCGCAUUAUGAAAGGCAAAGUAUCUCCUUCAGAAAUGUUCAAAUUAUUUGAGGAAUUUUUGUCGUUUGACGAAAGUGGCUUCCCUACAAAAGUCCGUGCAGAAGACGGUUCUGAAGCUGAAGUACCUAAGAGCCGGAAGAAGAAGUUACAAAAAGAAUACAGCGCCCAAGAGAAACUGCAUAAAGAGUACUUGGCCUACAUAGAAAAAAACCAGCAAGGUAAAAGUUAA
Schizosaccharomyces osmophilus is the source of this 2277-nucleotide messenger RNA. RefSeq names its product cytoplasmic cysteine-tRNA ligase Crs1. The record is from RefSeq and is a predicted model, not a curated record. Bases 1 to 2277 code for a protein of 758 amino acids. Gene Ontology annotation, cellular component: cytoplasm. Gene Ontology annotation, molecular function: cysteine-tRNA ligase activity; ATP binding. Lineage: Eukaryota; Fungi; Ascomycota; Schizosaccharomycetes; Schizosaccharomycetales; Schizosaccharomycetaceae. Gene Ontology annotation, biological process: cysteinyl-tRNA aminoacylation. The transcript has a single exon.